This is a messenger RNA of Cuscuta epithymum, 3128 nucleotides long. Lineage: Eukaryota; Viridiplantae; Streptophyta; Magnoliopsida; Solanales; Convolvulaceae. The record is from the annotation of a GenBank genome assembly.
AAUAAUUUGGGCCUGAAAUUCCAAAGUGUGGGCCUUGUUUUCUGUAGCUGUAUAUUUGACCUCGCCACGUAUAUUUCGAUCCGACCAGUAAAGAAUUAGCCCAAUUGGUAUGCCGCUAAUUUGGUCAACUCGCACGUCAAAGAAACCCCCGACGGGCUUCCUAAAAUAGCCCGGAGCUAUUCUAAUUAAUAAUUUCUUUCCUUUUUUUUUUUCUUUUAAAUUCCUUGCGUCCAAGCGUGGCCCAGCCCUAACACCAUCGAUCAUCCGCACGCGCUUCAGCCUUCCAGGUCCCCCCAAGCUUCAGCCGCUCCAGCCGCAGCCAUGACGUCGCCGCAGCACUCCAUCCCCAGCCGACGAAGGAAACGCAGCGGCUCCCCUUCUCCGUCGCGCCGGAGGGAGGGUCAUCCACGACGUCGUUCGCCGUCGCAAACGCGAAGCCCAGGCGGUCGGAAAAAGCCCAGUGAUUCACGGUCAUUAUCUCCUCCUGUUCCAGGCCUUCGCACGGGUUCUCAACGCAGUCCGCGACACGAAGGUCAUCAUGGUGCCGUCUCCACCCGCGAACGUCGUUCCUCUGCCAAACAUUCCCAGCAACAUCCGGCGGGUCAGGUAUUGUCUGCGCGAGCCCCACCUGGCGAGGUGGACGUAAUGUCACGACCUGGGAAUUCGGUUGCACGAGCCCGUCGUGGCGAGACGGCCGUACGGUCGUCACCUGGAUGCGUGGCCGUGCAAACCCAAACCAGCGGUGUGAACAUUCGGUCAUCACCAAGCGGCUCGACCGUACGAUCCCGAUCCGACGAGGUGGGGAAAAAGUCCAUGCAUGGAGACCCGACUAAACGGACUCAAGCCAGCGAGGUGAAUGCAAUGUCUCAACCCGAAUCUUCGACAUCAGGGAAAAAUCAAGGAGCCUCCGAAAAUCUUACGAUGCAUGAAACAACUACCACCUCAUUGCGGCCGGACAGACCCACUACGCGGAUCGUGAUCGUUAAAGGACAUCUCCGGCCUGCUCCGGGGGGCCCACAUGACAAGCCCGUGCUAUCCUCUAACAAUGUUGCCCCUGUAGUGGACGUUGCCUCUCAAUCGGAUAGCUCAUCCAAAUCAGACGGCGGAUCGGAUAGCGUCGAAGAUCCUAACGCCUGGAAAGAUCGUUUGCGUUCCACCAGUACAGAGGCAGAUUUGAAGUUGGCAAAAAGUAUGGUCGGCAGCGAUUGCACCCUCAUGUUGCCAGAUCCCGAGAGUAGCCUCACUAGUCCCCCUCCGAAAUCGUUCUUCGGGGUUCACAUUACGUCCAUCGCGCGGGGCAUGCGGGUGCCUUUGUGUCCAUUCUUGGUGGCACUCCUUGCCCAUAUUGGGAUAUCGCCAUGCCAGAUGACCCCAACCGCACAUAUGUUUACAGCUGCUUUUGUCGCUCGCUGUAAUGGGGUUGGUAUCCGACCAUCCAUACCGUUGUUCCGUGCAUGCUUUAGGUGGAACCGUCCUAACAGUAAGACAGAUGACGGUGGGUUCGUGUCACUUUGCCAAUCACCGCAUCGUAAGCUCUUUGAUCAGUACCCAGAAUCACCUAGGAAGUGGUCGAAUAAAUGGGUAUGGGCGUCCGCUCCCCGCUCGCUUCCCGUCACGUCUACCUGGGGUAAUUCAAUGCGCGAGUAUAAGCCUGUCUCUCUCACCCCCGACCUUGAGGAGAAGGUCGAGACCUUGCUCCAAGGGGGCCCUUUCCCGGUAAACUCGUAUAUAGGUAAAAAUCUUCUGCCUCCGCGGGUCACAGAUACCACAUAAAAUCAUCCCUUAAUUUGGUGAUAUUUUCUGGUGUAACAGGCAACAGAGACGAAGCUGCCGCCCCCAAGGUGCCAUCGGGGACCAUGCUUCCACCUUCUGCGCCUGGUGCGGGUUCAUGUUCGCUCGAUCCUGGGGAUAAGCGCGGGGCCUCCCCGUCCCGUGAAGAGCAGGUUGCCAUGGACGAAGAAGGUAUGUUAAGCAGGGUUGCCGUGCCCCCUCCCUUGGCUACAAUGCAGGGUGUCGCCCCCCAGUCCGUGAUGCCCUGUGCAAGCAAGGGCGUGUCUGAUGCCACCAUGCCCGAGGUCGACGCCGGGGUGAAGAUCGGGGUUUCCCCACGUCAUGAAGAACAAGUUCGCAAGAAGAAGAAAGAGGUUGCGGGUAUGCGGGGCAGGCUCGCCGCCCUGGCCGCAGAGGAGGACGCCAAGUUCCGGUCUUCGAGGACCGAGGUCAUUCCCUUCAUCGCGGGGAAACAAUGCGGGGUCCCUCCCGUCAACCAUCCAGCUCCCGCCCUUAGUGUUCCACCAACUUCGGGUGUAGCGUGGGCAGGAAGCGUAUUCCCCGAGGCCAUUCCGUUCAUCGCGGGAAAACAAUGCAAGGCUCCUCCUGUUAACCAUCCAGCUUCUACCCUCGGUGUUUCAUCGAUCUUGGAUAUGGCGCGCUCCAUCGAAUCUCACAGCACGGGGCUGAUGGACAUAGCAACCGCGCUUCAAACAAUAGGUCGCCAUCGUGAGGAGCUCCGGCAUCAGGUUGACGAGGCUCACCGCCACUCGGUUGCCGUUCAGCGUCGGGCGGACGAAGCAGCAGCCGCUCUGUCCGAGCUCCAGUCAAAAUAUGACUUGCUACAAUCAAAGUACGAUCGACUGGAGGCGUUGUUCACGGAUGCGGGGCGUCAGGCAGUUGCGGCAUUCCAAACAUCCCCAGAAUUUUUUGAGAUCAUCACUUCGAGGCUGGAGGCUCACCGCUCGGAGCAGGUCCAAGCAUGGUUGAAAACUGAUGAGGGUCAGCUUUGGCGGGAUAAGGAAACUCUCAUGUCCUUCAGGUGCGGCCGAUACGACAUGCAGACCAUGUUGUACGAUAGGCUGGCAGAGUUUUAUCCAGACUUCGAUCCCGGGAAGUUUGGUUUGCCCGAAAUCAUGCCAGAUCCUGACGGGGCCGACGAGCAAGCGAAUGGUUUGUCCCUUUUGCACCUGGAUAUUCCAGAGGACCUGGAGGAUUCGUCACACGCCUUUGAUUUUGUGACCGUCCUAGAUAGUGUUCCCGACAAUCUGCCUGAUCCCUAGAUCGUAGAUUGUGGCCUCUCCUUGUUGUUCUUUAUUCAUUUACUUGUUUAUUUUCAUCCCGCACUUCUGUCUGGA